AUGAGCCAGUACUUUUCCCAGUACGAAGACCUCACCCAUGUUGUCGUCGAAUAUGUACCUCUCGUCGGCACCCUUUACUCACUGUACCGCGGAACCGUCGCCGUGAGGGAGGAGAAUUGGAAGAUUUAUUGGGAGGCAAUCGCCGACUCUUGCGAGAGCUCCAUUCGCGACGUCGUCCUGGUUGGGAAAUGGGCGGAACCCAUCCCAGUUACUCUCGUGCAUAGCAUGGCCGAGUCCUUCACCGAGAAAAUGAUUCACAUCUACCACUCGCCGCCUGAUAAGCCACAGAUCAGGAUCAAGCACGUCCUUAGCAGCAAUUCAUCUUACGUGUUGAUCUCGGAAUCUCGUGUCAGCAAGAACGCGGCCAGGUUCUUUACCGGCAUGGCGAAAGGAGUAUACUACUUCUUCGGUGCCAAUUUUGUUGGCACCUUGACCGAGGAAAACUAUGCCUGGGCUGGAGAGAGGAUACGCCUUGAAGUCCCGCGUGGAUUUUACGACGGCGCGCCCAUCAUGAUGUCGUGGACGUGGACGGUGGAUGCUUCGGGCGUCGAGCAUCGACCGGAAGCUGUGCGUGGGCGGAUACGUUUGCACAAGGGGAAGAUCCCGAGGUUUGACGUGACUGAACGCGUGGCCGCCGGCCAAUGGCAAGGGUACAAGUUCUGGGGAGAGGUCAAGUCGCAAGAUCGCAUUACUGUCUAUAUCCUCAUCAGCGACAGGAACGUCAGGGUGGACAUGAAGAGAGUUCCGGGGACUUAG
This is a messenger RNA of Purpureocillium lilacinum, 756 nucleotides long. RefSeq lists its product as uncharacterized. NCBI's taxonomy places the organism in Eukaryota, Fungi, Ascomycota, Sordariomycetes, Hypocreales, Ophiocordycipitaceae. The record is from RefSeq and is a predicted model, not a curated record.